AACAGUCCCAGCUAACGGAGGGCAGACGGCCUUCGGAGGUCCGGAGGAGGCCGGACGAUCUCCCUUGAGGGGGAGCGUUCUCUUUUCGGAUGAAAGGAUUGCUGGGAAGAAAACUGAUUCUGGAAAAAGAAAACUGCAGGGACGAGCAGUUCAAGAUUUCUUCUGUGGACCUGGAAGACCAGCCCCUGCUGGGCGGGAUUUCGAGCACGGAGGAUGAAAUUGUCACGGAGAUCUUCAGCCAAGACACUCAGUUCAUCUCGGAGAACAUUAACCUGAAAAGCGCCGUGAUCAGCAAGCACGAUGACGACGAAGACUUCCACUCCUUCAAGGACUCGUACUUCAGCGCGGCCGACCCCCGGGAGACGCUGCUGCACUCGUUCAACCCCCCGCUCAACGCCGACUGCGGCGGCAAAGUGAAGGUGGAGCGCCUGGUGGACGACAACAACGAGGACGAGAUUCUCGAAGACUACUCGGGGCUGCCCGAGCUCAACCCGCUGGAGGAGACCAUGCUGCCCUCCCCGUCCCAGCUGCAGCCGCACGCCUACAACGUGCACUUCCUGUCCUCCCUGAGGACUCAGCACAGGAACCCCCCCAGCGUCCUGCCCCUGGGGGCCUGGGCAGCCCGGGAAGGAGCGGCUCAUCACAACGUCCGAGUCAUUCCAGUGGAGAUAAGGGAAGCGGUUGGUACCAUUACUGCUAACAACCAGGAGGAGGCUGUUUUUCAGAAUACCCAUGCCCAGGAGGGCUGCUGCAAGUUCCCCCCAUCACAAGAACCAAUGGAAAAUUCUAGCUGUUCACAUAAGAAGGAGUCUAACCCAAUGGUAAUAUGUCAAUUGAAAGGGGGCACACAAAUGCUCUGCAUAAACAAUUCGGGCACAAGGGAGCUCAAAGCCGUUCACUUGGUUCCUCAGUAUCAAGAACAAAAUAAUUACCUGCAGCCAGAUGUGCCUAAACCUUUGACUACCUUAGUUGGAAGAUUUCUGCCAGUACCAGCUAAAUUAAAUCUUAUCACACAACAACUUGAUAAUGGCACCUUAUCAUCUGUAGUAAAUGGAACCACCUUUCCUUCAGGAUCAAAUCUUCAAGGGCCAGCAAAAAUCACUUUAGCUGGAGUAACUCUUAGUUCAUGGGACUCAAAGUCUAAAAAGCCAUGUAACUGUACCAAAUCCCAGUGUCUGAAAUUGUACUGUGACUGCUUCGCCAACGGGGACUUCUGCAACAACUGCAACUGCAACAACUGCUACAACAAUUUACGCCACGAAAUCGAGCGGUUUAAAGCCAUUAAGGCCUGUCUUGAUAGAAACCCGGAAGCCUUCCAACCCAAGAUCGGGAAAGGGAAAUUGGGGGAUAUUAAGCCUCGCCAUAACAAAGGAUGCAACUGUAAGAGGUCAGGCUGUCUGAAGAAUUACUGUGAGUGCUAUGAGGCCAAAAUUAUGUGUUCUUCUAUUUGCAAAUGUAUUGGUUGCAAAAAUUAUGAAGAAAGCCCGGAACGCAAAACUCUGCUGAACAUGCCCAACUGUGUGGAGAUUGGGGGGCCUGAAGGCAGCCAUCUUUUCUCGCCAUCGAAAUUUGCCGUGUUGCCCAAGUUCAGGAAGGACAGGCAGCCCUACACCUGCAUCUCCUGGGAGGUGGUGGAAGCCACGUGCGCCUGCCUGCUGGCCCAGGGGGAGGAGGCCGAGAAGGAGCACUACUCAGAGUGCCUGGCGGAGCAGAUGAUCCUCGAGGAGUUCGGGAGGUGUCUGUCCCAGAUCCUCCACACGGAAUUCAAAUCCAAGGGGCUGAAAGUCGAGUAGACGGGCAGCGCGCCCAAGUCUCUCCCGUGACAAUGACCCGAAUGGACUCUUAUCAUCCCCUGGAGCCCGAAGGGCGUCCCUUGGGCCCACAAAUGUAGGAAAUUGAUUGACUAGAGCAGCAAAUGUCUCCAUGUGUCCACCAUUACCUGGGGGAGGGGGUUGUGGACUCCCAGCAUCCUUGCUAGCUCUGGAUUGGGAAACGGUCCCAUAGAGGCUGAGCCUUUGGCAGGAAAAUCAAGACUGGGACCAGUUCUCCGGACCUCGCCCUCUCCAGAGAAUUCCCUUACAGACAGACUCUGCUCCGCCCUGACAAGCUCAGGUAAUGAGCGCUUUGGAAAUCUUUGGAUGGGCGUUUCCCACCGGGCCCUUAUGCAACAGCCAUAAUUGCUGAAGAACCAAGAAUUGCUCUGAGAAUGUCCGUAGUGUUAGCGUCCCCAGAAGUCACUCAGUGACUCUGCUUGGUCUAGUGGCACCUGUGGCUCUUGGUGCCCGGGGCUUUUUCUAGAACUUGCUGAUCUGGCCCUGGGUGGUUUCUCUCGAGUUCCCUUUUUCAAUGAGUUUCUGCAUUGUUAGUGCGUUAGGUUGUUAUUAUUACUGUGGUUUAUAAAAUCUAGGUAAAGGAGGUUGCCUUAAUGAGCAGACAGGCUGUAUUAGCCCCGGGCCUCGGGACAUCCACAAAUACUGGAAAGGACUGGAACAUCUCCCCACUGAAACAUGUCAUGGAACACCCUCCCUCCCGUCUGUCAUCGGGGCUCAGUGACAACAGCUGCCCCUAGAGAGUGACAGACCAACAAUGUCCUAUUCCCGUGGACACAGAAGCAGCUGAAUCAGCCAUUCCAGAAAGCUCUGCCUCUGUUUCCUCUUUGGUUUUAGGGCUGACUCUUUGCUCACAGCAGGUCCCAAGUCUCCAUCAGGGAGAAGGAUAACACACAGUCCCCGGGGAGAGACUCCUUACAGAGAGAGGGGGAACCCUCGGUCCUUUCCCUAGUCCAGGCCCCACAUAACAUUCGAGGGACUGGAAUCUUUAAGAAAAGGCCCAAGGCUGGUGAAGGGAGUAGAUGAGCUCAGCGAGCAGCUCUCUGUAUCCGAGUCCUCCUGGGUUCCCCAUGGACUCUGACUGAGUCAUGGAGGCCCCCGGUGCAUCCUCUGCAUUUAGUGACACUGACAGAGUGGGGUAGGGAUGCUUGAGGCUUGAUGGAAGUAGUGGAGGAGGACACGGCUCUGAAGCAAACCUUGAGCCCAACAAACAAGGAGUCCACCGCAGCCUUGGCUGCAAAGUUCUCUGAGAUGGCAGAGAGAGGGGAGGAAGCUGGAAGACCAGGCCAGGUCAGGUGCCGCUCUCUGGGGAAGGGGCUUUCUCAGGUCAGACUUGGAGACUGCCUCCCUCUCAUGGCUGAGCUGCCGGGCAGGGACCGGGCAUUGGGUGCCCGCUGCAGCCAGGCCUUCCUCAACCAAAACUGGGAGGAAAGCCUGAGAGCUCGCUCUCCUCCUCUGCCUCGAGGAGGGCCCCUCCUGCUAGACCUCCAGAGAGAGAGAACCUGCCUGAAUCCAAUGGGGGAAGAGCCAGCCCCGUACCUGAGUCCGAGAUGAAAAUCUCUUUAAGUGUGAGCACAUGUGCACACACACACACAUACAUACAUACAUACAUAUACAUGUGUGUGUGUGUGUGUGUGUGUGUGUGUGUAAAACACUACUGCAAUGUAGAUUAUCUAGGAUCACCAAAGACCAUACAAUUAUACUUUAUCUCCAAUGGGAAAAACUGGUAACUUCUUAUUCAAAAUAUGUGCUCUUAUUUCAUGCUGUGUAAGAAAUCUGGGAUUGUAAACACAUCCUCCCCCCCCCCACACACACACACACACACCUUCCAGCCUCACCUGGUCCCUCUCCAGAACUGGGCAGGACACCAGAAACCCUCCCGAUAAAUGUUGACAGGCUUCUCCUCCGUCCCUUCCUCUCACUGAUUGCUAGAAGCCCAGGGCUGGCCAGAAUUGGCAGCUCUGUCUUGUUCUCAGUCAUUUGGCAAUGGUACCAUUUGCUCUCUUCUCCCGGCUGCCUCGGUGAUCAGAGAAGUAGAAUGGGCUGCCAUGAGCAUGUGCCUGGAAAAUGAGACCAAUUCCAGUUAUAUUCUUGCUUGCAUAGCUCUACUUUUAGUUUUACUUAACUGGAUGAACCCACUGAGUCCUAAAUGAGAGAGAAUUGAGAAGGACCCAAGACCAUCAGCACUGCUUGCUCCCUGGGAAGGCUUCCUUCUGAUUCUCUGGGAGUGAACUUGUCCUUCUCCCUUGGAAGAGAACUGAGUCCAUACAGAACCCCAAAUGCAAAGCUUUCUUGUAUUUCCCUGCAAAAGAAAUUAGGAGCUUGAGUCCUUCCCAUGGCCCAGUGGGCUGGUGUCCAAAGACAGGAGAAGGGGCGGUUGGGAGGGGGAGGAUGGGCAGAGCAGCGCUGCUGGGCUCCCACAUUGGCGUAGAUAUUUCUUAGCUCCCCAUCGACAGAAGUGGGUGGUCAGAACUGGCCAAGCCAUUGCAGCCAAUGGAUUGGGGGGAGGGGAACUUCCUGUUCUCAGAGGUCAGGAUGGGCUCCUCGGAGUCAGAGGUGAGGAUGAUUUGCCUUCAUACAAAAGGAAACUGAGUUGUCCGAACUGAGAAGAUUGUCUCACUGGUCACAAUCCUAGUGGCCACCGUUACCUCUCUAACCUUGAGGUUUUUUCUUCUACUUAGUAUUGGUUUAACCACUUAGCUGCUAUAAUUUACUGACUUGGUAAAAGAAUUCUGUGAUAGCUAAUAGAAAUGGUUUUUUCUUUAAUUCUUGUUAUUCUUGAAUACUUAUUUUUGUAAUAAGCAAAAAUUAUCAGGGUUAUCCCUCGAUAUAAUAAAGUAAAACAAGACAGUUUUCUUUCAUAGUUAGUGUAUCAGUAGCUUGUAUAAAUUGCCUGGGAUUAAGUGUGUGUUCUCUUGAUUUGGGCAAUAUUUAAUACCCAAUUUAGCUGUAGUCUAUACUUUAGACUUCACUGUGGCUCAGAUUAUUUAUUGUUAUA
Molecule: messenger RNA, 4827 nt
Organism: Sarcophilus harrisii (Tasmanian devil)
Lineage: Eukaryota; Metazoa; Chordata; Mammalia; Dasyuromorphia; Dasyuridae
Gene: TESMIN
Product: testis expressed metallothionein like protein
Exons: 11
Coding region: 90-1793 (567 amino acids)
Biological process (GO): regulation of DNA-templated transcription
Cellular component (GO): nucleus
Source: RefSeq, a predicted model, not a curated record